Molecule: messenger RNA, 4237 nt
Organism: Peromyscus maniculatus bairdii (prairie deer mouse)
Lineage: Eukaryota; Metazoa; Chordata; Mammalia; Rodentia; Cricetidae
Source: RefSeq, a predicted model, not a curated record
GAGGGUGUAUAGAGGAGGAACAUAAGGGAAGCUGGGAAGGGGCGCUAAAUUGGGCGGAGGAGCCAAAGCCAGAAGUGCCAAGUGCCCAUUCCCUGUCUCUGCUCCAGGGCUUGAACCGUGGAGAAACCCGUGGUGCAGACCUGGGAGCGGAGGACCCGGCGGGGGGUCGCGGGGACGCGAAAUCUCCCCGGAGCCGCAGUCGCCGCGCGGGGCGGCCUGGGAAAGUCACCAGUCAGCAGCGCAGUGGCGGGAACCGCAGCCCGGCGGCCCUGGAACCUCCCAGCCUGUUGACAGCCAGUUGUGUGACUGUGGACUUCUCCCAGGAGGAGGAGCAGUACCUGGACCCUGCUCAGAGGGCUUUGUACACAGAGUGGCUGUUGCAGAAUUGCAGUAGUUUGGUUUCUGUGGGGCUCACUGAUCACCCAGACCUGCUCACCUGUGUAGCAGAACAAAGAAGCCUGGAAGUUGGAGAAAGAGGAAACAUUAGCUAAGGCUCUAGGUAUGACAACAGAUUCUACAGAAGUAUUCAUACUAGGAGGCAAAUAAAAUUGUAUUUGACUAAGCAUGGCAGCAAGCCAUCGUUCAGUAUUCCUGGAAGAGAAACUCAAAGAAGAGAAACGGAAAGCAAUGGCUGAUUCUCCACUAAACAUGUCCCAGGGUCUGUUGACAUUCAGGGAUGUGACUGUGGACUUCUCCCAGGAGGAGUGGGAAUGCCUGGACUCUGCUCAGAGGGCUUUAUACAUUGAUGUCAUGUUGGAGAAUUACAGCAACCUGGUCUCCGUGGAGAACUAUUGCAUAUGUGAUCCUGUCCAUCAACAUGUGAAUAAUGAAAAGGAGUCUUGUCAGUGUAAUGAGCUUGGCAAAGUGCUUCACGACCUCUCCAAAUAUGCACUUUUUAAAACAAGUGAAACUACAGAAAACUCUAAUAACUACAGAUGCAGUAACCACAGGGAUGCCUCUAAUGACUCAUCAAACCCAAACAGACAUGAAAGCAUGCGCACUGGAGAUGAACCUUGCAAAUCUAAAGACUGUGAGAAAUCUUUAAAUUUGUGUUCCAACAUGACUCAAGAUCAGAGACUCUACACUGCAAAGAGGGAACACAGGCAGGGAGAAGAUGAUGACUAUCUCACCUUUGCAUACAGUCUUUUGCAACAAACAAUUGGAAAGUCACCAUACCGGUGUGGGAAAUGUGGAAGAUGCUUCAGUACUGCCUUGAGCCUCAGUGUAUCCCAGAGAAUUCAUGCUGGAGAGAAGCCCCACAAGUGCAACAUUUCUGACAAAUCCUUUACCCAUUACACAAAUCUUGAAAGACAUCAAAGAUUCCAUGCUGGAGAGAAGCCUUACAAAUGCAGUGACUGUGACAGGUUCUUUGCCCACUAUUCAUCAUUUAGAAGGCAUCAGAAAAUUCAUUCUUUAGAGAAAUUAUACAAAUGUAAAAAAUGUGGUAAGUCCUAUAUUGAAUUAUCACACCUUAAAAGGCAUUACAGGAUCCACACUGGUGAGAAGCCUUAUAAAUGUGAGGUAUGUGACAGAUCCUUUAACCAGUGCUCAAGUCUGAAAACGCAUCAAAGACUUCAUACUGGUGAGAAACCUUACAAAUGCAAAGAUUGUGGAAAGUCAUUUCCUCAGUUGUCAGCAUUUAAUAGCCAUCAGAAAUUGCAUACUGGAGAGAAGCCUUACAAAUGUAUGGAAUGUGACAAGUCUUUUGCCCACUGUUCCAGUUUCAGGAGACAUCAGAAAACCCAUACUGCUGAGGAACACUGCAGUUGUUCAGAAUGUGGCAAGGUCUUUCAUCAGCUUUCACACUUUAGAAGGCAUUACAGAAUCCAUACUGGUGAGAAGCUUUACAAAUGUAAGGUAUGUGACAAAUCCUUUACCCAGGACUCAUACCUUAGAAGACAUCGGAAAAUUCAUACUGGGGAGAAACCUUACAAAUGUAAGGAAUGUGACAAAUCCUUUACCCAGGACUCAACCCUUAGAAGACAUCAGAAAAUUCACACUGGGGAGAAACCUUACUCAUGCAAAGACUGUGGUAAAGCCUUUUAUCUGUUGUCAAGAUUUAAGGAACAUUAUAGAGUCCACACUGGGGAGAAACCAUACAAGUGCAACGAAUGUGGUAAGUUCUUUCAUUGGUUGUCGAACCUUAAAAGACAUUCUAGAAUCCACACCGGAGAGAAACCUUACAAAUGUGGAGAAUGUGACAAGUCCUUCACCCACUGUUCGAGUCUUAAGGCUCAUCAGAAAAUUCAUGCUGGGGUGAAACCCUACAAAUGUGAAGUAUGUGGAAAGUCCUUUUAUUGGCUGUCAAACCUUAAAACCCAUUCCAGAAUCCACACUGGAGAGAAACCGUACAAAUGUGGAGAAUGUGACAAGUCCUUUACCCAGCGAUCUCUUCUUACAAAGCACAACAGGAUCCAUACUGGAGAAAAACACGAACAUAAGAAACUUGUGAGAGUUUUUCAUGAAUGAUUAAAUCAUAGAAAUCCCAAGAGUUUAAACUGAAGAAAAAUUCUUCAGCUGUAGCAAUAUUUAAAAAAUCAUUCGUAAGAACAUUUUACUUGUUCAACCUCAGAAAAUUCAUGAGGAUAAAUUGUAAUCAGAAGAUUAAUACCAGAAAGAAACUACUUUUGUGAAAUCCUCAUGUCUUGUACAUUAGGAAUUUCAUAUCUUGUAAUUCCAUGCUAGAGAGCCCAAGAACUGCACUGAAUCUUUCAAAGUUUUUACCUGGUGUUAAGAUUAUAGCUACAUCUGAAAACUCAUCCUGAAGGGAAAACCCAGAAAACUCCUAACAAGAGCGUGAGAAACAUUAAAGACAUAACCUGUGAAUGUGACACAUGUACAUGCAUAUGCACAGUUAGGAAAUCCCAAAAAGUAUGCAGGAACACCAUUUUUCAGUCCUCAAGAAAGUUGGAGAAGUAUUUACUCCAACUGAAAAGCACAGUGAUUCACAUAGAAACACUAAGACAUACUCGACAUUAGACAAACAAGCGUGUUACAAAGAAGAAAACCAAGUGAGUAAGUGAAUUUGUCCUGUAUUUGAGUGGAGCAAGAUAGUUCUAUUUGAGUAAAUAUAAUAUUAUUCUUACUGACAUUUUGGUAAUACUACUAUUGGGAUUUGCUGAAAUGUAAACAUAGUGAUUUGUUUAAACUUGGGUACAUCCAUGCUCUCUUGCUUACAGAUGAUUUUAUGAUAAUGUGUAUCAGCUGUUGCUGCAUCAGUGCUGAUGAACCCAAGACAGGCGUCAGGGAAGUUAGAUAGUUAGGAACUGGUCACUAACCAUCUCUAACACAGAUCAAAUGGACCAACUCCUGAGGGCAAAUUCAGAGGAUCCUUGGGUCAAAGCUCUUCUUCGUGCAGAUGCCGCAGAGACCAAGGCCCCUCUGCUUGGUGACCUUUUGGUAACUACCCUGGUUCAUGACAGUCUUCCAGCCCAAGGAGAAUUCUGUCAUUGUGUGCCUGGGAAGACUACUCCUUUUUUACCACAUUCCCCUGAUUAUUUGUUACUGGUUCACUAUUUAAAACAGCCUUCGCCACCCGACCAGAAUCCUGUCUUGCAAUCCCUUUGAUUUCAGGCAUUAUUCUUCCCCUUUAUUUGUAACACAUGGUGUUUACCCAAAGUUCAGUUCUUUUUGUGUGUGGGCAGGAUUCUGAGGUCAUAGGUGCAGCCAUUGGAGCUUGCUGCCAUCUGCGCCCAGAAAUCUACUGUGUGUUUUAGCUCCAUGAAGAAUUAAUAGCCUAAGCAAACUUCACCACUAUAAAACAAAUGGAGAUGAGCUUUAUUUGCAGGAGAAGGAGGAAUACACUUACAUAUGAGGUAAGUAUGCUGGGCAGUAGGAAGAGGAAAGGGCUAUCCUGGCAUUCAGCAGGCAGAGGCAGGGGCAUCUCAAAAACAUUUUACAGAUCCCUGAAAAAAAUUGGCAAAUCCAUGGAAUUAGUGAUUUCUAUCUGGAUGUCCUCAAUGAAAUGUAUGUGGAAAAAUAGAGGUAUCAGAGGAAAAUAAAAUCGAAUCUUAGAGAAUGUAUAGUUGUGUUGAACAGUGUACGCCAUGAAACUCACACGUUUGCCAUCUUUGGAAAUGGUGAAUAAUAACUGUAAGUUUCCAUACUUAGUAAAGUAACAUUCCUCCUAUUGUAAUCUACGAUUUUUUUGUAAAAGCACAUGUAAUUUUGUAAUAUUUUGCAACUCUGUGUAAGGUGAUUUUUUAAAUAAAUAAAACAUCUGUGUUUAAUGGCUUUA